This is a messenger RNA of Amphibalanus amphitrite, 1895 nucleotides long. RefSeq lists its product as uncharacterized. Bases 40 to 822 code for a protein of 260 amino acids. NCBI's taxonomy places the organism in Eukaryota, Metazoa, Arthropoda, Thecostraca, Balanomorpha, Balanidae. The transcript is spliced from 6 exons. The record is from RefSeq and is a predicted model, not a curated record.
CAGAGAGGGCUCCAGUCGCCGGCGGCCAGUGACGUCUCGAUGCCGACAUUGAACCGAUCAACUGCGGCCAGUGUAGUCACAGUCCAGUAUGUGGGGCUCUCGACUGACCAGUUCACAUUUCCACCGGGUUAUAGCGAGAAGCAGGUGAUAAUGGAUUUGGAGUCCCUCCAAUCCUUGAAGAAGGCCACGGUCUCCACUCUACGGUGGCUGCGGCUGCUGCAGUCGUCCUUGAGGCGCCUGGACGUUUUCGGACCGGGGGAGACGGGGGAGCCGCUGACACUGGUCCGACCGCUCGACUUUGGGCUGGUGGUCGUCAUAAAACAGGCGGGAGAUGACGUCAUCGACCAGCUGGCCAAGAAGCUGGGACCACGGGCUGGUUGGGCUGGGUUGCUGGUCAUGUUCGACUGCCUGCGUGUCACUGCCGGGGCCCUACAGAGGCUGCUGCCCGCCCUCACCGGCCUGGAAGACGUCACACUUGACGGCUCUUUGUCCGGCGCAAUCACUGACGCCUCACUGGCCGCCCUCCACGGCUGCUCCCAGCUACGUACAAUGCAGCUGGGAACGCCCAGGGAACUCUGUACGGAUGUACCGGUCACAGCGGUCAGCAGACUGGUGGUUACCUGUCGGAGACUGGAGUGGCUGAUUUUUCACGCAACGAAGGAGCUCAGUCAGUCGGUACUGGACGCCCUGGUCCGGGCAGACCUGGGGAAAAGAGAUGACGGCACGCCGAGAACACUGAAGUUCGCUGUCCCAGCAUCUGUCUGUGAGAAGCUAAAAAAACCACCGUUCACCAGCAGCAUCAAAGUCUGUCAGCUUGCCUAGGGGUAUCAAUCGAAAAUACCACGCCGACUCAGAAUGCGCCUACAGCAGUCAUCCUCAGCUUGUUCACCCUUGGAUUGGAAGGAUCCGAGAAUAUGACGGACAAAUGGGACGACAGUCGGCCGGGCUUCAUCACCAACUGGGAGCUGGUGAAGCUGCGCUCCUUCAGCAUCAGCGUGCACCGGGUGGAUACAGUGGGGUCGAACACCAUUAUUCCAUUCAAAACUGCGCUGGUUUAUCACAAGACACGUGUUCGAAAAAGUCCAUGGACUUCUCGUGUGUUUUUUUAUAUACAGGUAGACAAAGUGUGAAUAUAAUGGCGUGAUACAUUACAUUACAAGUGAGGCGUGAAAUAUGGACCAGGAAUUUGUGUGUGUGGUUCCACAGUGCGCCAUACCAUUGAACUCAACACACUGAUUACGGUGGACUUUGAAGUGAGCGAAUAACGCACUGUGCGGUGUUUACUUUCUGUCGAAUGACUUGUGUGUGAAAUAUCACUGGUGGAUAUAACACAUUGGCACGUGCUGUGGGGGCCUGCGUGGGCGCUGUUUUGUAGAAAUUUAUUAGCAAGCUUCGGUAUUGGGCUUGAAACAAGCGCUACGUAGGUUUAGAAGUGUCCAACAUUGUUGAAUGUUGGACAUACCUAUGCGACUUUUUAUAUGGAGGUAUUGGGCACAUGGUAUUGGGGUAUUGGGGUUAUAUGCCGAUAAAACGUGUGUGCGUACCUUUGUUGGUACAUCUGAAACAUCUGAAAAGUCGUUGAUGUGCUCUGCUUGUGCUAAGGACUGUGCUGUUUUGCAUAAAUUCAUUCCAAUAAUUGUGUGAGGCUUCAUGCAACUCUAGGUAUCGUGAUAUAGAUGGCUAAAGUAAUUACGUCCUAGUUAUAGCUAUGAGCUAGCUAAUUUCAUUGCAGUUUUUGUUUGUGUGUCUGUAUGAUGUGUGUGUGGUCACCAACUGUGCCUGCGUUAUAUCUGAUAUUAACAGGAACGCUCUUGAGAUUACAUCGGGAGUAUAAUCAGCCCCUUUGUUUAUGUAGAGACGGUUUUUUGAUCCGCUUAUCCGACCCGCAUACGGUG